Molecule: messenger RNA, 1821 nt
Organism: Labrus mixtus (cuckoo wrasse)
Lineage: Eukaryota; Metazoa; Chordata; Actinopteri; Labriformes; Labridae
Product: zinc finger protein 64
Exons: 7
Coding region: 174-1808 (544 amino acids)
Biological process (GO): regulation of transcription by RNA polymerase II
Cellular component (GO): nucleus
Molecular function (GO): RNA polymerase II transcription regulatory region sequence-specific DNA binding; DNA-binding transcription factor activity, RNA polymerase II-specific
Source: RefSeq, a predicted model, not a curated record
GGCUCCUCUCCUGUCCUCAGUGGGGGUCUUCUCCUGUCCUCAGUGAGGCUCCUCUCCUGUCCUCAGUGGGGGUCUUCUCCUGUCCUCAGUGAGGCUCCUCUCCUGUCCUCAGUGGGGGUCCUCUCCUGUCCUCAGUGAGGCUCCUCUCCUGCCUCUGAUGAUGUGAUGAUGUCAUGGUGAUGUCAUCUGUGGAGCAGCGGUACCGUGACAUCACUCCUGUGACCCUGCAGGUGGUGGGCGGGGCUGUGAGCUCCAGCCUGUACUGUGGGGAGGUGGAGGGAGUAGGUGGGGGUCUUGUGGAGUCCUUCCUGGUGGAGCUGUAUCGAUGUAAAGUCUGUCAGUUCACCUGCAGCCUGAAGGCCUCCAUCAGCAGCCACCUGCUGCUCAGGCACCGGGAGGGGGCGGAGCUUGAGCAGGGGGCUUCACCCUAUCAGCUGGACCUAAACGGAGGGUCAAAGCAGAGCGAUGAGGAUGAAGACUUCCUGCUUUACAACAUGCUGGAAAACAUGUCGCCUCCCACCUGUGACAUCAGCAGCGAGGGCGGGCUGCAGGUCUCACACACUUGUGAGGUCAGCACUCUGUUUGAGGAGGGGGAGGAGGGGGAGGAGGGGGAGGAGGAGGAGGAGGAGGAGGCCUCCAUCUUCCCUCUGAAGGGGGGGGCAGAUCUGUCCGGUCCUAUCGACCCCCCUUCCACCCAGGAGGAGAUGGCACAGUCCGCUCACCUCAUGACUCUGGGACUGUGUCGCAUCUCCACUGCAAAACCUCCUGCUCCUCCCAGCACCUCCUGCCCUGCCCCCCCUCCCCCUGAUGACUCCCCCAGCGCAGCCCCCCCACUGAAGAGGAAGAGGAGGCUGCUGUGUCUCCUGUGUCCUCUGACCCUGCCGUCCCGCCGCCUGCUGGACGUCCAUGUGCGCUCUCACUGCGCUGCCGGCGGGUUCAGCUGCAUCUCCUGCAGCUGGACGUGUGACAGCUGGGAGGAGCUGGAGACCCACUGGAGGGGGCACCGCAGGAGGAGGAGGGGGGGGAGGAGGUGUGACGGACAAGAAGACCAGAAGAAGAAGAAGAAGAAGGCGGGACGGUUCAGCUGUCCCAUCUGUCUGAGGAUGUUCAGAAGCUACGCCUCCAGAAACGCUCACAAAAUAACACAUGACAGCUCCAAGCAGCGUUGCCGUGACGACAGCUCAGAUCGACAGAGGCUCUGCUUGAUUGGACCAGCAGGUGGAAAGGAGGCGGGCCUUACAGACAGUAUCUGUGUGUGUCUCAGGUUGGUUCCCAGUCAGACGAGUGGAUCUCAGAGUGGUUCCCUGCAGAGCAUCACAGAGAACAGGAAGAAAACCAGGACCAAGAAAAGAGAGAAAGGCCAGGAGACGGGCCUUUAUUGUUCUGUGUGUGACAGGAAGUUCUCUUCCAAGCUGACCCUGAGGCGUCACAUUGGUGUCCAUGGAGGAAACAAACCGUUUACCUGUCCACACUGUUCCUACUGCAGCAGACUGAAGGCAUCACUACUGCAACACCUGAGGACUCACACAGGUGAGAGGCCCUACAGGUGUGCACAGUGUGCGUAUGCCUCUAUUGACCGCAGCUCUCUGCUCAGACACCUGAGGACUCACAGUCAGGAGCGACCCUACAGGUGUGAUCUGUGUGACUACAGCAGUAUCCAGAAGAAGAGUCUGGACCUCCACGCUCGCCGUCAUCACACAGGCGAGGCGUUUCUAUGCCAACAGUGCGAGUACUCAAGUCCAGACCGUCAGCUGCUGGCUCGACACGCCCGCAGACACCACGCCCCCUCCCAGCACGCCAUGCUCUGAUAAGACUGCUGUG